Messenger RNA from Juglans microcarpa x Juglans regia, 2237 nucleotides. Its product is annotated as citrate synthase, glyoxysomal-like. The record is from RefSeq and is a predicted model, not a curated record. The transcript is spliced from 14 exons. The coding region runs from base 458 to 2002 and encodes 514 amino acids. Gene Ontology annotation, biological process: carbohydrate metabolic process; tricarboxylic acid cycle. Lineage: Eukaryota; Viridiplantae; Streptophyta; Magnoliopsida; Fagales; Juglandaceae. Gene Ontology annotation, cellular component: mitochondrial matrix.
AUGGAUUUAGCUCUUCGAGAAUUGACUUUACCCAACCCCAUCACUGUCCCCAGACGGUUAUGGAUUUAGCUUCCCGAGAAUUCGCCUUAUCUCUCUCUUUCUCAUGGUCCCUUUCGAAUCAUUUCCAAGUUAUCUGCCUAACUUCACUUUCAUUCGUCUUUCUCGUUCUUCCUAGGAGGAAAAAUGGAUAUAACUAUAGUAGCAAACCGUCAAUAAAUCCGAAUAUUGGUUGAAUAACUUAUAUAUCUUUUAACAAUCACUCAUAUUUUCCCAGAGAUUUACGGAUAACCGAAAGAAAAGAUUUUCUCAUGAACUCUUUGAAAAAUUCUUCCAUUCUUAAACUACCCACAUCUCAUAUUUUCCCGAGAAAAUAAAUUAGAAAAGCAAAUUUUGUCGGUCGGAGUCUUCACAAUCCCAAAAGGAAAUAAAGAGGAAAAAAGAGCUAAUCAUUUAGAGAAUGUCAAAUGGGGCAGAGUUACCGGUGGUGGUGGCGCGGGGCCGCUUGGCCGUGCUGACUGCGCACCUCACCGCGUCCGCCGAGCCCAUCGGUGCCGCGCCAGCUCUCGAGCCCCACUGCCUCUCCGCUCAGACCACGGUCCCACCACCCGGUAACCUCAGAGGAUCACUGACCAUCAUCGACGAGAGGACCGGUAAGAAGUACCAGGUUCCGGUCUCUGAGGAGGGCACGGUCAAAUCCACUGAUUUGAAGAAGAUCAGAACAGGAAAGAAUGAAAAGGGGCUCAAACUGUAUGACCCUGGUUAUCUAAACACAGCUCCUGUACGGUCGUCGAUUUGUUAUAUUGAUGGCGAAGAGGGUAUCCUUAGGUAUAGAGGCUACCCAAUCGAGGAGUUGGCUGAAAGUAGCACGUUUUUGGAUGUGGCCUACCUCUUAAUGUAUGGAAAUUUGCCUUCUGAAAGUCAACUUGCAGACUGGGAGUUUGCUAUUUCUCAGCAUUCAGCAGUACCGCAAGGAAUUUUGGACAUUAUACAGGAAAUGCCUCAUGAUGCUCACCCAAUGGGUGUACUUGUCAGUGCAAUGAGUGCUCUUUCUGUCUUUCACCCUGAUGCAAAUCCCGCUCUUAGAGGUCAAGAUCUUUACCGGUCAAAACAAGUGAGAGACAAACAAAUAGCACGUGUUCUUGGGAAGGCACCAACCAUUGCAGCAGCAGCUUAUUUGAGGAUGGCAGGAAGGCCUCCAGUUCUCCCUUCUAGCAACCUUUCUUAUGCAGAGAAUGUUUUGUACAUGCUAGACUCAUUAGGCAAUAGGUCGUAUAAGCCCAACACUCGACUUGCUCGAGUUCUAGAUAUUCUCUUCAUACUGCAUGCAGAGCAUGAAAUGAAUUGCUCCACGGCUGCAGCUCGACAUUUAGCAUCAAGUGGAGUUGAUGUAUACACUUCUGUUGCUGGGGCUGUUGGAGCACUGUAUGGUCCUCUUCAUGGUGGGGCUAAUGAGGCUGUGCUUAAGAUGCUAAGCGAGAUUGGAACCAUUGAAAACAUUCCAGAGUUCAUUGAGGGUGUGAAAAAUAGGAAGCGCAAGAUGUCAGGUUUUGGGCAUCGUGUAUACAAAAACUAUGAUCCAAGAGCAAAAGUGAUAAAGAAACUUGCAGAGGAAGUAUUCUCUAUUGUUGGACGGGAUCCUCUAAUUGAGGUUGCUGUUGCUCUGGAGAAGGCUGCACUAUCUGAUGAGUAUUUUGUUAAGAGGAAGCUAUAUCCAAAUGUUGAUUUCUACUCGGGGUUAAUAUAUAGGGCAAUGGGAUUUCCUACGGAGUUCUUCCCUGUUUUAUUUGCAAUCCCAAGAAUGGCUGGGUAUUUGGCACACUGGAGAGAGUCCCUGGAUGAUACUGAUACAAAGAUAAUGAGACCCCAACAGGUUUAUACUGGGGAAUGGCUGCGGCAUUAUAUGCCGCUCAAAGAACGGAUGAUGCUGACAGAAGCAGACAGCCUUGGUCAGGUUUCCAUUUCAAAUGCCUCAAGACGGCGGUUGGCUGGAUCUGGGAUUUAGACUUAUUCUGGAAUUCAUACCAAACGCGACGAAAACAGGAUUUCAAAAAUAAUUAGAUACGAGAAAUAAAUGUCAGUCUCUGCAGCUUUCGUCUGGAUGAUAUGCUUACGAGUGAGUAGAAGCGGAAUGGUCUGUGGGUCGUCAUGAUUAGCGUGUAUUGCAGCAACAAUAAGAAUAAGAAUGUUGUUUGCAAUCUCUGAAUGUAUUGCAAAACAUAUUUACAUGACUUAGCAGG